Mangifera indica (mango) is the source of this 889-nucleotide messenger RNA. RefSeq names its product profilin-4-like. Gene Ontology annotation, molecular function: actin monomer binding. The coding region runs from base 293 to 688 and encodes 131 amino acids. The transcript has 3 exons. The record is from RefSeq and is a predicted model, not a curated record. Gene Ontology annotation, cellular component: cell cortex. NCBI's taxonomy places the organism in Eukaryota, Viridiplantae, Streptophyta, Magnoliopsida, Sapindales, Anacardiaceae.
UAACACAAAAUAAGGUCGGAGCAUCUGAUCAUUCCCUCCCGUACCGCCAAGUGUUCACUGUUGUUUCCCGGCCGAACCUGAGUCAAUCAUGUAAAAAUGCACGGCUAAGAUUACUUGACACCGCAUCACCGUUCACCACCAUCAAUCAUCACUCAUAAUCCUUCACCUCGACCCCAUAAAUACACGCAAAAAAUACUAUAAAUACCUCUCCCCUUCAAACAGAAAUAACUAAAACCAAUCGACGAAACCGGAAAAAAUAUUGCCAAGCCAAAAAAUUAUUUGAUCGGUGAAAAUGUCGUGGCAAACGUACGUUGAUGAUCAGCUGAUGUGUGACGUCGAAGGGAAGCAUCUCACCUCCGCCGCGAUCGUGGGCCUAGACGGCAGCGUUUGGGCUCAGAGCAGCAGCUUCCCUAAGUUGAAUCCUGAAGAGAUUACUGCUAUCAAUAAAGAUUUUGAUGAACCAGGUUCUCUUGCCCCAACCGGGUUGCACCUCGGUGGCACUAAGUACAUGGUAAUUCAGGGUGAGCCUGGAGCUGUGAUUCGUGGAAAGAAGGGACCAGGUGGUAUCACAGUGAAGAAAACCGGUCAAGCACUGAUUUUUGGGAUAUAUGAUGAACCAGUGACUCCAAGUCAGUGUAACAUGAUUGUUGAGAGGUUGGGAGAUUACCUCAUUGAUCAGGGCUUGUAGAUCCCCGAAUCAACCUCAUAUGGUUUCCAUAUAUUUCUUUUUGGUUUUUGAGUUUGCCUCAUCUUCCAUAUUGGGUGAUGAAAUGGCACUAUAAUUGUUUCUGGGUAAAAUAAAUGUGUUUAUGUGUAUUGCAGUUUUGAAGUAUUUAAGUGUCUUUGGAUAUUGUUUAUAUUAAAAUGGUGAGAAUUAUUUUUUGAGUUA